AUGUCUGCUUCGGCACCGAAGGCAAAGAAAGCGAAAGCUUUGACAUCCCAUCCGCCAGUCCUCGAGAUGGUUAAAGAUGCCCUCGCUUCCAGCAAGGAUCGUAAGGGUACCUCUCUUGCGACUAUCAAAAAGUACGUCGCCUCCCAUUACAAAGUUGACAUGAAACGGAUUGCCCCUCAUCUUCGUCGUGCAAUUGUCCACGGGGUCGAAAACGGGGCUCUUGUUCGUGUUGCCAAUAAGGGUACCGGAGCUUCAGGCAGUUUCAAGUUAGCAAACAAGGUUGUCGAAGGAAAGAGUUCGAAGUCACCAAAAGUCCAGAAAAGGAAGUCAACGAAAGUUUUGCUGAAGACUGCACCCACCGAUGUAGCUCAAAAGAAAGUAGUCGCGCCUAAAGCUAAGGCUUCAGGCUCGAAAUUGGGGAAAGCGGGGAAGGCUAUUGUUGGGGUUAAAGUGAAGAAGGCGAUGCCAGAAUUGGCUGGAAAAGCUGCGAAGUCGAAGAAGCCUAAAAAGGCGGAAGGUUCGAAGCUUAAGGCCUCUGUCAAGAAGUCGAAAGGCGUGGCACCAAAGCCAAAAAAACAGGUCAUCAAGAGGCCUGUAAGGUCUUAA
Hydatigera taeniaeformis is the source of this 606-nucleotide messenger RNA. Lineage: Eukaryota; Metazoa; Platyhelminthes; Cestoda; Cyclophyllidea; Taeniidae. The record is from the annotation of a GenBank genome assembly.